GUAAAGUUUAUCAUUCAACUUUCCGGACAUUUUAUCCCGUGAUACUGUCUAUAAUUAGUACAUCCCAAACAUGGCGUUGAAGUAUUAUUUCGAUUUGAUGUCUCAGCCUUCUCGGGCUGUUUACAUCUUUUUAAAGAUGAACAAUAUUCCGUUUGUACCAAAACCAGUUGCACUUAGGAGUGGAGAGCAUCAUACAGAUGAGUUCAAGAAAUUAAAUCCCAUGAGCUUGGUGCCUGUGAUUGAUGAUGAUGGAUUUGUGUUGACGGAGAGUGUUGCCAUUCUGAAGUACCUGGCCUUGAAGUACAAUGUCCCUGACCACUGGUAUCCACGGGACCUCAAAGCUCAGGCCAGGGUCGAUGAGUACAUGAACUAUCAACAUAUAAACACUCGCUACAAUUGUAGCAUGGUGUUCCAACAGCUGGUGAUUAUACCCAGGGCAAUGCGAGCUCCAAUACAGUGGCCAAUGGUAGAUAAUGCAAAGAACAGGUUAGAAACUGUUAUAGCCCAUCUUGAAAAUUAUUUUCUGAAAGACAAUAAACAGAAAUUCCUGUGUGGUUCAGACAUAUCCGUGGCAGACUUGCUCGGGGUCUGUGAAUUGAUGCAGCUCAAUGCUUGCUGUGAGGAGAACAUCUACGAGUCAAAUUCUGCGGUAAAAGCUUGGGUAGAUCGCGUCAAAGAAAGAACCGCUCCACAUUUUGAUGAUGCCAACAAGAUUGUGCAAAGAGUUAGGGGUGUCUAUUCCAAGCAGAAAGAGGCACAACAGAAUGCAAAAUUAUAAUUAUGCUGAAGUUAGGGAUAUGGAAAAAUAACUGGGGUUAACAAAAUAUUUCUACAUAAAAGAGUUCAAGGCUGAAGCAUAUGGACCUUUAAGCAAAGCUUUGUUAAGUAAAACUUUGACUUUAUUUAACCAGAUGAGAUAUUUGAUAUUACUUAUAAUUUUACAAAUCAGACUGAUUCAAUCAAAUUCAUAUUGUUUUCAUAAUCUUUGUAUUGUAAUUAGCAUUAAGAAUAAAAGACAUUUUAAGUGUAAUAAAAUUACAUUAUAUAUAUAUUCAAAAUUUACCAAAAAAAAUUGUUAAAUUUUAACUACUGGUAGUUGUUUAAGCCCAACCAGGCUUUCUCGAAAUAUUAUUUGUUGCCUUUUUCAACAGAGGUAUAUCAUUUAAGAAAAUUUGACAAUAUGUCGAAUUUUUCAACGGGCAAAUGUAUGUGUAUCUUAAAUUUAUUUUUUGAUUUGUUGAUUUUUAAUUGUUAUAUACAUUAGACAUGUUGCAUGAAUUGUAAUGAUUAAAUUUAAAUA
This is a messenger RNA of Pecten maximus, 1300 nucleotides long. Its product is annotated as glutathione S-transferase theta-1-like. Gene Ontology annotation, molecular function: glutathione transferase activity. The transcript is spliced from 4 exons. The record is from RefSeq and is a predicted model, not a curated record. Lineage: Eukaryota; Metazoa; Mollusca; Bivalvia; Pectinida; Pectinidae. Gene Ontology annotation, cellular component: cytoplasm. Gene Ontology annotation, biological process: glutathione metabolic process. The coding region runs from base 71 to 778 and encodes 235 amino acids.